Molecule: messenger RNA, 3122 nt
Organism: Paecilomyces variotii
Lineage: Eukaryota; Fungi; Ascomycota; Eurotiomycetes; Eurotiales; Thermoascaceae
Product: actin binding protein
Exons: 5
Coding region: 286-2691 (801 amino acids)
Biological process (GO): regulation of actin filament polymerization
Cellular component (GO): plasma membrane; site of polarized growth; actin filament
Molecular function (GO): actin filament binding
Source: RefSeq, a predicted model, not a curated record
ACAGCCCGUGCUCCACCGCAGCCUAAACUAAACAUCAGCAACUUGGCCUAAGUUACUCUCAUACAUAAUACAACCCCCUCGUCCAUCCAUACUCUCUCCGCCUUUGAUUUACAUAUCGUCCUCUACUGCUGGAGAAGAUACAAGCACAAGUCGCUCAGUGGUUAACUGUCUUUCGCGGUACAGACGUUGAUGUCCCCAACCUCGACCUGAUCGGACGUCGUCGGUUCUCCCUUACUCUCACUUGACAUUGGCACGUCGCCCUCGUCUGGACCCGACUCCUCCACCAUGGCUACCCUCAAUCUCUCCACGAACGGGCCGACGAUAUCCAGAAGCUACCAAUCAGUCGUGAAUGCCCCGGCUCCCAGUGGCCCUGCUGCUUCCUCUCCUACCUACGCCCAAUGGGCGGUAUUCUCAGUAUCGGCUCCUCUGGCGAACGCCUUCCAGGAUGUCGGCAAUAAGGAAAGUGUCCUGAAGGUUCAGAGCACAGGAGAGGGCGAAUUGAUAGACCUGAUCGACGAACUCUCGGAAGGACGAAUACAGUUCGCCUAUGUCAAGGUCAGAGACCCGAACACCGGUCUCCCCAAGAAUGUCCUCAUCGCCUGGUGCGGUCAAGGUGUUCCGGAAAGGACAAAGGGUUACUUUACCAGCCAUCUGGCUGCCGUCUCGAAGUUUCUGCAUGGAUACCAUGUCCAGAUCACCGCUCGCGCGGAGGGCGAUUUGACCCCCGAAGGCAUCAUCCAGAAAGUUGCGGACUCCUCUGGUGCCAAGUACUCUGCUGGCGAGGCCCCUGCUCCACCCCCCGUCAGUGCUGCUUCAAAGCCCCCGGUGGCCACCAAGCCAGUCUUCACGCCUGUGCGGACUGGAGCCCUUGGAUCAGGCACUGCGAGCCUUCCUCGCCGAACAGUACCCCGCAGGGAAGAGAAUGUCGAUGAUGAUGGGUGGGGUGCUGAUGCGCCUCCGGUGACUAGAACGCAGCUGGAGAAGGUCCAGCCAGCGUACAAGCCUACGAAAGUGAACAUACAAGAACUGACCUCUCAAAAAACGGCCACUACCUCAUCCACCCCGGUCGACGACGCAGGCCGGAGUGAUGUCGUUAAGGGAGGCUACCAGCCCAUUGGCAAGGUAGACAUCGCUGCUAUCAGGAGACAGGCCCAGGAGUCUGGACAGUUGCAGGAUGACCGUCCAGCGCCGGUCAAAGGCACAUAUGAACCGGUCGGAAAAGUUGACAUCGCUGCUAUCCGUGCACGAGCCAGGCAGCCCGACGAGACACCCUCAUCGAUCUCUCCUGCCGUGACGGGGGAGCCUGCAGAUGAAGACCGGCCCAAGACCCUCGCCGAACGGUCCGCGGCCUUUACACCCUCUGAGCGUCUAACUUCCCUGCCCAAGCCUAAAGUGGAGAACAAGUUCGCUGGAAGCUCGCCCUUCACAGCCACUAAACCUCCAGUUCCUGGCGGCUUCGUUGCCAAACCCCCUCCUGCUGCUGCGCCCAUUGGAGCCGCCAGCAGAACAUUUGCUGACCAAGGCGGAAAGACGCCCGCUCAGCUGUGGGCGGAGAGGAAGGCGAGGGAACGCGGCGAAGCUCCAGCAGUGUCCGAUGCGGGCGCCGCGCGACCCGUGAGUCGAGAUCAAUCAACCGGCGGAGGAGAGUGGAAGAGUGGAUAUACUGGCAAGUCGUGGGCUCCCGUCCAAACCACCCACACCGGCAAAUCUGCCAGCAGUGCUCUUUCUGGCCAGCACACUGGAUCUGUAGCUGGGGAGACCCCUGAGGACACCCCCUCUGGAGGUGUCGGCUCGCUUCGCGAUCGGUUUGCCAACGUGGCACCCACUAGUGCUGCCCCCGCCGCUGCUUCUCCUCCUCCGCUGGAUACCAGCAGUAAGCCGAACGCUGGACGUGGGAUCCCCAUGCCUGGACUUCCAUCUGGUCCGGUGCAACCGGAGGAGAACUACGAGGCGGAAACUCAUCAAGUUGCCCCUACUCCGCCGCCACAGCCACGAUCUCCUACUCCACCCACUCCCCCUGCAGUGCGUGAGAGUUCUCCUAUCCGUGUCGCCAUGCCUGUCGGGCGCGGAGUUGCGGGUGGUCAUGAAGAGAUCAACUCUCCACCCCCGGCCAUGCCCGUUGAGAGCCUUCAGCAGGCUGUGCCUAAUGAGGAGGAUCUGGAAGAGCCUGCUCAUGAUCCCGCCCGUGCGGCGGCUGAGACUACCGCAUCACACGUGUCUCAAGGAGGCGGUAUUCGAGCCCUUGUGCAGUACGACUAUGAGAAGGCGGAAGACAACGAGAUUGAUCUGAGGGAAGGAGACUAUGUAAGCGAGAUUGAAAUGGUGGACCAGGAUUGGUGGUUGGGCGUCAAUAUCAACGGCGAGCGUGGAUUGUUCCCCAGCAACUAUGUCGAAGUGGUCGAAGCCGGAGACGAGCAGCAGGCGGCACCUGCAGCCCCAGUACAUGAGCCAGAGCAUGAGCCAGAGCCAGAGCCAGAACCGACAGCGCCAGCGGCCCCAGCAGCCGCUGCUGGUGGAAGACCGACUGCGACUGCGCUGUACGAUUAUGAAGCUGCGGAAGACAACGAAAUCAGCUUUCCUGAUGGCGCCAAGAUCAUCAAUAUUGACUUUCCCGAUGAGGAUUGGUGGUCUGGGGAGUACAAUGGAAAGACUGGCUUGUUUCCGGCGAAUUACGUCCAGCUGGACGAGUGAGCCCGCUUGGACCCCAGGCUUGCGAAUGUUGUCGUCAAACGUUUCGAUGCUCCUUUCUCCCAACAUCAGCUCCCGUGCGAGCACUGAAUGCAGUUAUACCGUGCAGUGCCAAGGCUCGAGUCCUAACCAGCUUCCUGGCCGCUAGAUUCAGCUCCGGACCUCAAGCCGUGUCUUCCAUUCACUGUAUACAUUGUUAUAUGUUGGCUGACGGUUUCUGGUAUACCUUGGCUUCCUCCCUUUACAUCGAUCGUUGCUAGCCCAGUUUGCCUGUAUUAUUUACACGACUAGUCAUCAUCCAGGAGGGUUGGUGGACGCGACAUAUAUCAGUGGCCGCCUUGUUAAAUUGAAGAUCACCAGUGAAUAGAGUCUGAUUUGAAGAUCCGUAGCUUGUGCCUGCGCCAUGCCCUGGCGAAAUUAUUAUUAUUAUUAUA